This is a messenger RNA of Olea europaea var. sylvestris, 1004 nucleotides long. RefSeq lists its product as uncharacterized. Gene Ontology annotation, biological process: RNA export from nucleus; protein import into nucleus. Bases 1 to 894 code for a protein of 297 amino acids. Gene Ontology annotation, cellular component: nuclear pore inner ring. The record is from RefSeq and is a predicted model, not a curated record. The transcript is spliced from 4 exons. Gene Ontology annotation, molecular function: structural constituent of nuclear pore. Lineage: Eukaryota; Viridiplantae; Streptophyta; Magnoliopsida; Lamiales; Oleaceae.
AUGGUUACCAGUUUGAGUAUCCUCAAGGCCACUGAGAAGGCUCCUGUAAUUUCUUAUUAUCUCAGUGCACCAGAUUUUCCAUCUGAUGGUAAUGAGAAGAAAAGAGCUCGUGUGGUGAAAACGAAUAUUUCUCUUAGUGAACUUAGAGAAACCGAACAUACAAUAAUGCUUAUCUGUGUCUUGGCCAGACAUCGGAAUUCAUGGACUAAAGACAUGAAAGUAAUGGAGUCACAGUUAAGAGAGAGAAGUAUCCAAUUUUUAGGCUUCAUUAGUCGAGCAACUCAACGCCAUGGAGAAUCCCCUGAAAAGGUUGCCCCUCUAUUGUGUCAUCCUAUGCGCAAAGACGAGUUUGAGUGGCAUAGGAUGCCAUCAUUUAUAAAAAGCAGAAAUGGCUGGUUUGCACUUUCUUGUCAGACGCAAUUUUCAGACAUGAUAGCAACUGAGAUAUAUAAAGUUGCAUUUCUUCUUCUGAAGUUUUUGUGUCAACAAGCUGAAAAUGUGGCUAGAAGGGCUGAGGAGGUUGGUUUUAUUGAUCUUGCGCAUUUUCCAGAGUUACCAAUGCCUGAUAUCCUACAUGGUUUGCAGGAUCAAGGGAUUGUGAUUGUCACCGAGUUGUGUGAAGCCAACAAGAUGAAGCAGCUUACUUCUGAAAUACGAAACGCGUGUCUCCUCUUGAUGCAAAUAACAAUAAUGGCAUUAUAUUUAGAAUUUUGCGUCGUACAAAUUUGUGGAAUGAGACCUGUGCUGGGACACAUUGAAAAUUUCUCCAAGGAACUAAGGUUGUUGAUGAGAGCAACUGAGGGGCAUUCGUUUUUGAAAGAACCUAUACAAUCCUUGAAGCAAAUUGUAUCAUUUGUAUAUCCCGAUUUACUACAGACAGAAGCAUUAUUUUGACUUGUUAUUGUAAAUUUAAGUACUUUUCACUGCAGUUAUCUGUUGUAAAACUAUAUUUUCCUAGUUGAUCCUUUAGACAACUUAAAUUAUAUUUUAUUUUUUCUUGGAUA